This is a messenger RNA of Bradysia coprophila, 1510 nucleotides long. RefSeq lists its product as uncharacterized. The record is from RefSeq and is a predicted model, not a curated record. Gene Ontology annotation, cellular component: nucleus. Gene Ontology annotation, molecular function: protein binding; DNA binding. Gene Ontology annotation, biological process: regulation of transcription by RNA polymerase II. Lineage: Eukaryota; Metazoa; Arthropoda; Insecta; Diptera; Sciaridae.
UUAAACGUUUUUGCUACGUCAAGUGGAAACAACAACAAGAAGCGAUUGUUUAUAAACUUCUUUUCUUCUGUUUAUAAACUCGAAAAAUAUUUCAGAAAUGGAAUACUAUCAAGAAAUUAAAUGGCACGAACAUGCUAAACACCUAAAAAAUACGCAGAAAAAUAUUUACCUCACUUCUGCUUACUCGGACGUGAUAAUUUGUGCAGGCGAAAAACGGGCAAGAGCUCACCGGCUGGUUUUAAGUCUAUGCAGCGACUUGCUGUACACUAUAUUCAAGGAGUAUCCGAUAAACGAGACAGCUACUGUCAUCCUACCUUGUGAUCUGAACAGUCAGGUCGUAGAUAGCUUGAUAUCUUUCAUGUAUACCGGAGAAGUGUUCAUUGAAAAUGAUCUGCUGGGUGAGUUUCUGCACGCCUGUAAGCUGCUCAAACUUAAAGGAUCAAUACAGAUAAACGACCACGACUCGACGAUGGAAUAUUCAAUGGAAGACGAUACAAUCCCGUUGCAAUCAGAUAAACUGGAUACGUACGACAGUCAAAUCAUUAUGCAAGAGGAGUACAUUGUUGAGAAUCAAAACGACGAUGGCGUCGAAAAUGCUGAUGAAAGUUUCAUUGAAUCCUUAAUUACGGUAGCACCGACAACAGUGCCAGAUGACGAGCAAUCAAACGCAAUUGAAUACCAGUCUGGUGACGAUAUCGAUGACACGGGAUGCACGGAAGAAAAAUAUGAGAUUGACAAUGAAUCGUGCGGGGAAUUCGAAGAGUUUGACGAAAUGGAGCAGUUCGAUGUUGCAUUAACUACGGAUAACAGCGGUAUUCCUGAUCAGAACGAAAAUGAUUGGAAAAAAAAGCCGGUUCGAUACUCAGAGGCAGCACUACUUGAAGCGUUCAAUGAUCUGGCUAACGGGGCAACAAUUAUGGACACAAGCGUUAAAUACAAUAUCCCACGGUCCACAUUGUACUGCAAAAUUCGUUCAAAUACAAAGUACUCGUAUCUGUAUCGGUCAAUUCGUGAAUCCGCAAUUAAAGAAGCUACAAACGCUGUGGUUUACAGCAAAUUGAGUCUUCAACAAGCAGCUACCCAGUUCGGCAUUGCUAAGACAGUUUUGUGGCGAAAAUUGCGACAGUCCAGCGAAUACAAACCCGAAGACAGGAGUCAUGCUUGCCGUGAGCAGGCUAUCAAAGCGAUUGAAGAAGGUGAAAAGUUGUUGAACGUAUCCAAAAAAUACAACAUCCCAAUUUCGACAUUGCACCGGGACAAGAUUAAGCUGCUCGAACAGGGUAAGCUGCCGAAACACUGCACAGUUGUGAAACGCGAAGUGGGACCUGAAUUUAAGAAACGAAUUGAAGCGGCAUUGGAAUCGUGCAGAAAUGGAAUGACACAGAAGAUGGCAUCGCAACUACACAAUGUUCCUAAAACGACCAUAUGGCGAUAUAUGAACUCGAAAACGGGGAAAAACUGAUUUUUGUAAUUUAAAUAAAAUAAAAUUUAUUUUUGUGAAUGAAAUACA